AUGGUACGCACUGUUGCUUUACUGUUGGAGCUCGCGUUGAUUGCAUUAAGUUUAGCAGCUCCUUCGCGUUAUUAUGGCUCAUACGAUGAGUAUUAUGAUGGCUAUCCUCAAUAUGCGGCUGAACCUGUGCCCACAACAUUGAGAACUACUGUCGUAGCUGAUCAUGUGACCACAGAGUCAAAAACCACCACUUUGCCCAGUACUCCAAGAAUACAUAAAAUUGAAGGUGGCAUUGGGAAUGGGGGAAGUGGUGGCAGUUAUAAUAGUCCUGGCGGAUCUGGCGGUAAAGGCGACAAGGCUGAAGCUGCGCCCAUAUUAUGCACUCCUGUCAAGGUUGGCGCUGAGAACAUAGAGUCAAUACCGUUUGCUGAACUUUUGGCCACUAAUUUCGGCACAGAUCAAAUUCAAGGUGGUAUUGGUAAUGGUGGAAUGGGUGGAGAUUAUGACAGCCCUGGAGGAUUUGGUGGUAACUGUACUUUUUACAAAUAG
Molecule: messenger RNA, 489 nt
Organism: Spodoptera exigua (beet armyworm)
Lineage: Eukaryota; Metazoa; Arthropoda; Insecta; Lepidoptera; Noctuidae
Source: the annotation of a GenBank genome assembly